GCAGUCGGAGCAGCGAAUCGGCUGAGCCGCCCGUCAGUUUGUCGCAUUUCUCGCUCGCUUUCGGGCCGAUUUGUCAGCGAUUUGCGGACGAGACGCCGCCGAACGAGCCCUGCAGCGUCCACAGGCGAUGGCCCUUGACCUUCGGCAGACAUGAGCAAGGUUUUAGCCUCCCUUGCAAUGGUUGCAGGGGGCAGCCUCGUAGAGGAGGAGGAGGAAGGUUCUCAGGAUGCUGGGGCGGACCUGGCACUCGUCCCUCCAGACAGCCAGGGUCACAGCAGCCGGGAGGGCGACUGGGACCUGAGUCUGCUGGUGGGUGGCCCGCUCGGCGGCAAAAACACGUUCCUCAAGUUCAGGUGCGGCGUUUUGGCCGAGCGGCCCGACAACCCUCCCGCCUACGCCCUCCACAUGACCUACAAGACCAUCCAGGCCGAGACCAAACUCAUCUCAGCCCUGCUCCACGCCCACGGGAUGCGAGAGGUUCACCAAAACAUCCCGGACUUCAACCUGCUCUGGACUGGCAUCCACCCAAAGCCACAUCUUCUGCGCGCCCUGACGCCGUAUCAAAGGGUCAACCACUUCCCAAGGUCGUACGAACUGACGAGGAAAGACAGGCUGUACAAAAACAUUGAGAAGAUGCAACACCUGAAAGGUCUCAAGAACUUUGACUUCAUCCCGCAGACCUUCGUCAUGCCCACCGACUUCAGGGAUCUCUGCUCGGCGCACUAUCGCCAACGAGGGCCUUGGAUUGUGAAGCCGGUUGCAUCCUCGAGGGGCAGAGGAAUUUUCAUCGUCAGCACACCUGAACAAGUACCUCUGGAGGAGAGUUUGAUUGUUGCCAAGUACAUCGACAACCCUUUGCUGAUCGACGGCCACAAGUGUGAUCUGCGGCUGUAUGUGGUGGUAACGUCAUACGACCCGAUGCUCAUCUACCUGUAUGAAGAGGGGCUUGUCCGGUUUGCCACAGUCAAAUAUGACACUUCCGGCAAGCAUCUGUGGAAUCCUUGCAUGCACCUUUGCAAUUAUUCCAUCAACAAGUAUCACUCGGAUUACAUCAAGAGUGAUGACCCACUUGCGGAGAACGUUGGCCACAAAUGGACUCUGAGUGCACUUUUGCGCCACCUGAAGUCGCAAGGUCACGACACUGCCCUUCUCAUGCAGAGGAUUGAAGAACUUAUUGUAAAGGCUGUGUUUUCAUCAGCACCACCCAUUGUGGCAGCUUGCAAACUUUUUGUACCGCACACUCACAAUUGUUUCGAGUUGUAUGGAUUCGACAUUCUCAUCGAUUCGAACAUGAAACCGUGGCUGUUGGAGGUCAACUUGUCGCCGUCCCUGGGCUGUGAUUCACCUCUAGACGUCAGGGUCAAGUCAGCAAUGCUCUCUGACCUGUUGACCCUCAUUGGCAUUCCUGCCGUCGAUCCAAUGCUUCGUAGAGCUAAUGAAGGAGGCGCUAACAAAACCACGUCUUACUCUCAAGACCUGCUCAAAAAACUAAAUAAUUGUCGCAGAGUGCAGUCGGCUGACACACUUCCAAAGUCGAAGGGUGCCUCAGGUCGAUUGAGUUCAAGCACCCCUAGUCUGACUGCAGACGAGUCUCGACUUGUCCGCAGCGUAAAAGCUGAGUUUGAGCGACGGGGAGGGUUUGUGCGCAUCUUCCCGUCACCAGAAAGCUGGAGGAGGUACAGCGCCUUCCUGGAUCCCACCACAGGGGUGCCGUGCACUCCGUCGCCCCUCAGCUCCAUACCUUUUGGAGCAGUGCACAACCUGAAUCUGCUGCUGCAGCGCCACCUAUUUCCCGACCAAAGCACUUGCACUCCAAGAGUUGACAGACUCAGCAGAUACGAACGAGCACUCCUCAGAGGCCACAGAGCAGCGUUUAUGUUAGACGGAGACAAAGGCGUGGGUUUAGAGUCAGCAGAGGAUGCCCAACAAGUGAGCGCUUUAAAAGAGCAAGUGCGGCAGUCCCUUGAGAAUGGAAACAGCUUAAACCAAAGUCAGUCUCGCCGUGCAUUUGGAUUGUACCUGGCCACAAUCUUACGUCGCCUCGCAGGGCCCACCUUUGCUUCGUGUGAGACCCACGCUGAACUGAUCCUCAGGUUUUUGCAGAAAGCCUCUUACAACCUCCGAACUCCUUACUUUGUGAAGGUUCCUAGUCGCAAACUGGCUGGCAAGGACCGUGUUGCUGUGAUAGCUAAGCAGCUCAAUGAUUUCAUUUACCUGUACAACCGAGAGACCGAUCUCUAUGCAGACAUUGCCGAGGGCUCCAAUAAUGUACCCAUGCAGCUCUUCCAAAGAUUUUUAGCCGUUGCAAAUGAGCCUGAGUUGGAGGAAGUCUUGACCCUGCAAACCCGUCUCUACAAAUGCGCACACAUCUACUUAGGGCGGUGCGGACCUCAGCCGACAGCUGACCUCCGCUCCAUAGGCCUUCUGAGGUCACUACCAGAAAUGUCAAACGCCUCCGACUGCGAAUGUGUGCGCGGCUUGAAAGCCUCCAAGGCCGCCACCUCUCUGCCCAAACUGGCAACAAGGCGCCCUUCACCGAACAGUCAGAGACCACCUCAGGUCAAGUCUCGCAGCCUGGACAGCCAGACUCCGGACAGCGAAGAGAAGAGCAAGCCCGGAGAGGCGAAAGUCGAAUUGCCCAAGAAGAUAAUCACCAUUGGGGCGAUUGUUUUGCCAAAGCAGGAGGAGGAGCAAGAGAAUCACCAGAUUUUCGUCAUGAGAAAGAGCAUCAGUCUGCAGGAGGGUGCAUACAAGAAGGCGCAGCGGAUGGCGACCGAGGAUGACAUCAACAUCCUCAGCUCGGAAGCCAAGGAGGCCAAAGAGAGGCUCAGCAGAGACAGGAGCAUAAAAAUCGAGUUUGUCAGGAGCAAAAAGCAAAGUUCGCCUAGAAACAGGCGCUCCCUGUCCGGCGACAGCAUCAGGGAUGAUAACCUGGUGGGUUUGGCGCCUCCGAAGGGUAGGUCGGCUCCUUUCCCUGGUGGCCACAGAUCUCUGCCGCGCCUUGCUGGUGCUUUCAAAACCCGAGAAGAGGAAGAAGCAGCUGUUCGGAGGCUUCUGCAGCCUUUAAGGAGGGAUUGAUUAGUUUUUAUUUUAUUUUAAUGCCAAAACAUUGUUUCAAACAUUUCAAACUUGUCUUCUGAAUAGAUGCUAGAACAAAAUCCUUUUCUCGCUCUAUUUCGACUUGAAAAUAUAUAUCUCUUAAAAAUUUUACGAUGUGAUGAAACUGGUCAUAAUUUGUGCUUCGAUACCACAGAGGUGGGAGAAGAAUGCCUUUUUAAAUCAAGCGCCGCUUUGAGACAGAAACGGGGUUGACUGAACAGGCUCAAAUUUUUGAAUAGAUUUUGAAAAGCGCUUAAUUGUAAGAUUUGUUUCUGUCUCGAAGGAAUAAAAUUGCAGAGAAUGAUAACUGGAUUUAAAAUUUAAAAAAAAGAUUGAGCUCUUAUUAUUAUCAAGUCUUACUUACAUUGAAUUUCCCCACAAUUCUAUACAUUUCAUUAUGUUUUUUUACUUAUAUCACUUUAUUUACUUAGUUUUAGGAAGAUUUUAUUUUGACACCAGCAUUUAUUUAUUUGUUACAUUGUUUUAUUCCACAUUUUCCUCUAAUCAAUAUGGAUGUGCCACCAGAAUUAAUAAUUACCUUGCAAGAAGUACGUCAAAUAUAUUUUGAAUUUGCAACAGCAUCUUUGUGAUUACAGUUUGCCACCUAUCUAGUUUAGUUUUGCAGCUAUAUGUGCAUAAUUAUUUUUCUCCGUGUUGUUCAGGUACGUGGGCGUCCUUGGAAAUUAAGCAUGUGUGCAUUAAUUAUGAUUGGUCCUGUGAUAGUGCGACUCCUCGCACUCAGGUGUGGCCACUUGUAAUUAGCAACCAAUUUUGCGGAAAAAUGCAGUAAAUAAAUAAAUAAAAAAGCAGCAUAAGGAUGAUCUACUACUGAAUUGUAACGCAUAUUGCGUAAUGUUUGGUUAAUAAGAUGAGGCUCGUAAACAGAGAUAUUAAUAUUUUACAAUAUAUGAAGAUAAAUAAGCUAUUGUGUAUUACUCGAUCCGACUAAGAAUUUGUAAAAGCACAUGUGCGUAAUUAGAUUUUCUCUUCGCACGUUCAAUGAGUUAUGAUUCUAAAAUGUAAUAUAGUUUUUCAAAAUUGAACAAAAAACUCUAAUUAAUUAUUUUUUUCAAUAUGAAGGCCUUGCGAAAUAAAUCAAAUUUGAUGUGUGCUUAAAAAAUGAGCUUUUGUGCAACAUGAGUGAUGUGAAUUCAUCAAUAAAGGGGGGUUUUGACUCCAUUUCAAAAAACAUUUUAACUACUCAACUUCUUCACUUUCCAGAAAAAAAACGCAAUAAAAUUGAUAUUAACGCCCCCAUGUGUACAUGUCCAGCGAUUGUAUGCUGCUUAAAAUAUUUGAUAAUCAAGUACGGCAAAAAGCAUCGAAAACAAAUAAAAAUAUACUAUACUGAUAUGAUAUACAACCCUCAAAACAUCUCUUAAUCCUAUGUAAGCCUCAAGCCAACGUCCAAUAAAUUGUGCA
Neocloeon triangulifer is the source of this 4521-nucleotide messenger RNA. RefSeq names its product tubulin polyglutamylase TTLL5-like. The transcript is spliced from 13 exons. Gene Ontology annotation, molecular function: tubulin binding; tubulin-glutamic acid ligase activity. Lineage: Eukaryota; Metazoa; Arthropoda; Insecta; Ephemeroptera; Baetidae. The record is from RefSeq and is a predicted model, not a curated record. Gene Ontology annotation, cellular component: cilium. Bases 151 to 3078 code for a protein of 975 amino acids. Gene Ontology annotation, biological process: protein polyglutamylation; microtubule cytoskeleton organization.